This is a messenger RNA of Gymnogyps californianus (California condor), 1475 nucleotides long. RefSeq names its product olfactomedin like 3 (gene OLFML3). The transcript has 3 exons. Gene Ontology annotation, biological process: signal transduction. The record is from RefSeq and is a predicted model, not a curated record. Bases 19 to 1197 code for a protein of 392 amino acids. Lineage: Eukaryota; Metazoa; Chordata; Aves; Accipitriformes; Cathartidae.
CUGCACUCUCUGACGGCCAUGGGGCCCUGGCGCUGCCUGCUCCUCUUGCUGCUCCUCGCCGUGGCCCUCCGCGCCCAGCAGCAGCAGUUCAUGGAGUACGUGGAGCGGCGCCUCACCCUCCUGGAGGAGAGGAUCUCACAGUGGCACGACCAGAGCAGCCGCUACUCCACGGAGCUGCGGGACUUCAAGAACCAGGUGCUGGGGAUGCUUGAGACAGCGGAGAAGGAGCGGGAGGCGAUGCGGUCGGAGGCAGAGAGCGCAGCGGUGCGCGUGGACCGGCUGGAGCGUGAGGUCGACUACCUGGAGACGCAGAACCCUGCACCGCCCUGCGUGGAGGUGGACGAGACGCUGAUGGAGAAGCAGGUGGCCACAGCCAAACAGAGGAAGAAUGAGAAAUACACCAAGCUGACAGACUGCCGCGACACCAUCGCGAGUGUCAGAGCCAUGAAGAUCCUGAAGCGUUUCGGCAGCACCUCGGGGCUCUGGACCAAGGAUGCCGCAGGGAACUCCGAGAAGAUCUACGUCUUCGACGGCACUGCCAACGACACGGUGUAUGUCUUCCCCCGCAUGCGGGAGUUCACCCUCUUCUCUGCCACCCGCAAGGCUGCCCGCAUCAAGCUGCCCUACCCCUGGGUGGGCACCGGGCACCUCGUCUACGACGGGCACCUCUACUACAUCCGCCAGCAGGGCCCCUUCCAGGUGAUCAAGUUCAACCUGGCCAACAAGACGGUGGUGGACAGCUCGGUGUUCCCGGCCGAGGAGCAGAUCCCCGUCUUUGGGCUCUCCCCCUUCACCUACAUCGAGGUGGCGGCGGACGAGGAGGGGCUCUGGGCCAUCUACGCCACCAAGGAGGAUGAGAAGAACAUAUGCCUGGCCAAGCUGGACCCCACCUCGCUGGACAUCGAGCAGAUGUGGGACACGCCGUGCCCGCGGGAGAACGCCGAGGGCGCCUUCGUGGUGUGCGGGGCGCUGCACGUGGUCUACAACACCCGCCUGCCCAGCCGCUCCCGCGUGCAGUGCGUCUUCGACGUCAGUGGCACACUGGCCCCCGAGGACGCCUCCCUCGUCUACUUCCCCAAGCGCUACGGCUCCCACUCCAGCAUGAAGUACAGCCCCCGGGAGAGGCAGAUCUACGCCUGGGACGACGGCUACCAGAUCAUCUACCGCAUGGAGAUGAAGAAGAAGCUGGAGGUCUGAGGGGCCCCGGCAGGGCGUCCCCGCACGUCCGGCCAUGCCGCCUGGGCAAGUGCGGCUCUGCCCAUCCCACCCCACGGGGCACAGCCGGCCCCGGCAUGGGACGGCAUCUCUGCCCUGUCUCCCGUCACUGUGAAAUGAUGAAAUGCUGGACCCCCGCCCCCGGCCACCCUCCGCCCACCGGCACCAGGCGUCCCUGCCUGGGACUGCCCUGUAGAAACCUGGUCUAAUUUAAUGAGAUUUUCUUCUCUGUGAUAUAAUGAAUAAAUAGUAUGCAGUGA